UUAAUUAUUAUUAAGAAUCCGUGAACUUAUCAUCAACGUAACUGCUACGAAAUGUUUAAAUUAAAAAUUGUUUCGUGCAUUUUGUUUUUAAUUUUUCUAAUUUUUUUAAAAUUUCAAACUAUUAAAGCGGAUGCAGAGGAGUGUAACAAAAUCUUAAUUGAAGGUGGAGAUCGUGCACUCAAAAAAAUAUUCAAUGAUUUUGAGGAUAUUAAAAGCAUAGUUAGAGAUCUGAAAACAAAUGAUGGAGUCUGUCAGAAAUGCAACAAAUGUGUGGAUAACGCAGAUUUGCAAUUUUUUGAUGCGCGUGUGGAUCAGAUACCUGAACACUGCCACAGGACAACUCUACCCAAAGAUUGUGCUGCCGCCACUGUUUGCACAAAACGCAGUGGUAUCUACAAAAUUCAAGUAGAGCAGUACAGCAAAGAACCUUUCUAUGUACCUUGUGAUGAUGAAACCGAAAACGGUGAUUGGUUGGUAAUACAAAGACGUCAAGAUGGUUCAGUGAAUUUCUAUAGAGAUUGGCUGGAAUAUGAAAAAGGAUUUGGUGACAUUGAGGGAGAGUUCUUUAUAGGCCUAAAAAAAUUACACGCUCUUACUAAUUACAAUGGUCCGCAGGAGUUAUUGAUUGUUAUGGAAGAUGUUAAUGCGACCAGAGCAUAUGCGAAAUAUGAUGCAUUUGCCAUAGGCAAUGAAACAGAAUCGUAUAAAUUGAAAAGAUUGGGAAAAUAUACUGGAACAGCAGGAAACUCUUUUCAACGACAUAUUGGCAUGAAAUUUUCCACAAAAGAUCGUGACAAUGAUGAAAAUCCUAAUGGUAGUUGUGCGGUUUCGUAUACAGGUGCGUGGUGGUAUACUUACUGUCAUAACAGUAAUCUCAAUGGCAAAUAUGGCGACAAUACUCAUGGCAAAGGUAUCAAUUGGAAAACAUUUCGUGGUCAUAAUGUUUCUCUCACUUAUGUUAAAAUGAUGUUACGACGCAGUAGAAAUAUAUAAUUAAAAUUAGUCCAACCGUAUAACUUAUCGUAAUUGUAAUGAAAAAAACCCCAAGUAUAAUUUUAAAUAAACUUUGUAUCGUAA
Molecule: messenger RNA, 1077 nt
Organism: Lucilia cuprina (Australian sheep blowfly)
Lineage: Eukaryota; Metazoa; Arthropoda; Insecta; Diptera; Calliphoridae
Product: ryncolin-1-like
Exons: 6
Coding region: 52-993 (313 amino acids)
Source: RefSeq, a predicted model, not a curated record